Molecule: messenger RNA, 1719 nt
Organism: Serendipita indica DSM 11827
Lineage: Eukaryota; Fungi; Basidiomycota; Agaricomycetes; Sebacinales; Serendipitaceae
Source: the annotation of a GenBank genome assembly
AUGCGCGUAGGCUACAUAGGAUCGCGGCCAACAGACUCUACCACUAUCAACUAUCUGCUUUUUGGUGGCACCCUCGUCGCAGUGCUCAAAGUGCGACCAGAGUUGGCGCGGCCGAGACAAACAAUGUCAUACAAAUGGCAAUAUAGGGCAUGUGCAAGCUCGCCGGGGGCUGCUCGCCAACUGGUGACAACUAUUGGAACCAGUACUACUUCUUCGGCGAUACCUGUAUGUCCAGACGCGGGCUACACUCUAAUCAAGACUGGUGAUUUUACAAUUGGAGGAGACGGCACGUUUUCUAUAUCCAUCAGUGCCGGGUAUGGACAAAUAUCCGCGUAUAUGAUUGGGAUGAGCUUUAGUAUGUCCCCGAAAGAGCCGGCCAAUGAUCCAAAUCAAACAACCGGCACCGCAUUUGAUCCUGCUUUAUCGACUAUUCCCGAUUCCGUCGACACUAUUACCAUGGCCUCCAACUUCACCAAUCUACUGCUUCCGAGCGAUUUGAAUGCAGCUGGAGGGCCCUCGCAGAAUACCCAGGGACCUGGUAUCGCCGUCGCCUCUGGACGAACAACAGGUCUCCCCAUGACAACUCUUAUCAUUGUUGGGUCCAUUCUUGGCGCCAUAUCUCUCCUCUCCAUCUUCAUUAUAGGACUAAUACACGUCCGACGACGACCAAAGGAGAGGUUCCUCCCCCAAAAGGGACCAAACGUCAUUGUGCCGUUCCAUGGAGGGGGCGUUUUGAAGCAUUCGUCGCUCAAAAUAGAAGCGAAGGCUGUUGAUCCUACGGAGCCAAAACGACCUCUCCCGCCUCCACCCUUGUCGCCAAACUUUGUCCGAUACGAAAAGAGUCGGUUGCCUACACUCCUUCUGACCGGUCAGACGUACCCUGACCUACACUGCACGCUCGAAAUUCUCGCGCCCGCAAGAUCAGCGUCGUACCACCGCCAAAUGGUCCUUGGGCUUCGGAUUGGAUUUUCGACUCCUCGAGGAUUCUAUCCUCAACUCUGCAAGUAUGAACUCGGUUUCUCCUGCGUUGUAACGAUGGACUUCUCCUACGCAUGGACUGGCUGUCUGAUGUCACCUUCGACGAGUCUCCCUCUAGAAGGAAACCGGACGUUUUUAGAGUCGAUUGGCGGCAAUGUAUUCUCCGUAAACAUCACAGAUAUUGUGACGAGGGACAAUGCCAUAGCAUGGGGAUCUAUAUCGAAAAUCUCUCUACAGCUCGCUCUAGGGGCUCUUCCUCUGUCGACCAGUACCCCAUCUUCCAACACGCCAAAGGGAACCCAGCAGCCUGAAUCCACGCAAACGUCCUUGGGAGAUACUCCACUCGAAUCGUCUCCGUCGUUCUUGUCUUCCUCGUCCAUUCUAUCCUUUCUCACCAGCAAUGUCACAACGACCGUUGAAUCGUCAUGCAUGACCAUUGUUUCAUCUCCAUUCGGAGUAACGAUUGUGGCUGGAGUCGUCUCUGCUCAAAACACUGCCUCGCCACCCAGCAAAGCCAGUAUGUCGACGAUUGAAGAGUUUCAGCCGCGGUUGUUUGGAGAGGACGUUCCUCUGACUGCCACUGUUCAUAUUCUCAGUCUAAAAUCGUUGGAGAAGCCACCUCUGGAAGUCGUAGAGGGAUUGAUGGGUAAGCGACCGCCACCUGUCGAGGAUGCCGUCAAAGAGACAGACUCUGUCAGCAAUGAAGGCUCAGUGGCUGAUCACGCCUGGAAUGUGUCUUAA